Molecule: messenger RNA, 362 nt
Organism: Staurois parvus
Lineage: Eukaryota; Metazoa; Chordata; Amphibia; Anura; Ranidae
Source: the annotation of a GenBank genome assembly
UGAGUGGAGGCCAGUGGAGGGAUUGGCAGAGGGGGGUGGCGGACACUGAGUGGAGGCCAGUGGAGGGAUUGGCAGAGAGGGGUGGAGGACACUGAGUGGAGGCCAGUAUAGGGAUUGGCAGAGGGGGGGGGGGAUGGACUGAAGCGGGGAUAGCCAGCGGUGAGGCAGGCCAGUGAGGAGGGAGUUGCAGUAGUCAGAGUUGUGAUAUGAUGAGGGAGUGGAUGAGCUGUUUAGUGGUUUCUGGGGUUAGGAACGUGCAGAUUUUGGCGAUGUUGCGGAGGUGGAGUCUGCAUGUUGCGGAGGUGGAGUCUGCAUGUUGCGGAGGUGGAGUCUGCGUGUUGCGGAGGUGGAGUCGGCACGAG